Molecule: messenger RNA, 3407 nt
Organism: Hylaeus anthracinus
Lineage: Eukaryota; Metazoa; Arthropoda; Insecta; Hymenoptera; Colletidae
Product: protein CDV3 homolog
Exons: 3
Coding region: 525-1271 (248 amino acids)
Cellular component (GO): cytoplasm
Source: RefSeq, a predicted model, not a curated record
GUACUUAUUACACGUGUCGCUCUUUCCCGUGAUCCCGUGAAUCGCAAUUGCGACUAAAAAGUUACGCAACGCGACAACUUUACCUAGUAUACCCUAAACAGUUUCGCUGUUUCGAUAAUUUCCUAACGAGACUUUUAGGUUAGGUAACCCUCGGAUUUUUUGUAUCGGUCUUCUGCUAGACAGCCAGCGCCACAUAUUCGACCAGGUCGGGUGCAAAUAUCUCGAUGUUUCAUGAAAUUCAAACGGUGUACGCCGAUAAACCGAACGACGUAUGCGGUUGCCCGAUUUAUUGGCUUAUUUUUCACGGCGACGGGUCCCGCUUAUAAAAACUCGACGCCUGUUCGGGAAUCGCAUUGACUCCGAAGUGACUCCGGGUUACUUCCGGUCAAGACAAGCCCAUGUGGACGGCAGCAGCAGCGGUGCCUCCGAUCACUUCGUGUUGAGGCUCUUCCUCGUGCUCCCUCGUGACAAAAAAAGGCUUUCCCGACGGCAGCUCGCGCGUGGAUCGCGAAAGUCAUCGCAGCAUGGCUGACCUGGACGAUUUCUUCGCGAAAAAGGAUCGCAAAAAAGCGAAAGGGAAGAAGUUCACGACUACCGAGGAGAUAGCGAAGAAAUUGGAAGAGACGGAGAAACGGUUGGGAAAGUCGAAAACGAAAGACAAACCUACGAAUCCGGAAGGCGAGGAGACCCAACAAAUCGAGGAAGAAGACGAAUGGAGGGAAUUUGAAGAAGAAAAAAAGGAUUAUACCGGUUUAAAAAUAGGAAAUUUAACACUUAACGAGUCUCUCGAUGCAGAAUCCGACGAUGAAAAAGACACAGGAGACAAUAGUUCCGAUGGAGAAUGCGGAGAAGGCGGUACUAAACAUGCAGGGCCAUGGAAGAAGCCCGAUGUACCUGCUGCAGCACCUCAAGAAGUUGUGGCAGAAGAAGCAGCUCCAACUCCACCACCUGUUACUUCAUCGGGAAAUAGUUAUAAGGCACCACGUUUCAGAAUUGUUCAAACUGUAGCUAGUAGUAGUCCCAGACAACGAGGGAAAAAUAUUGCUCCAGAUAUACAUAGCGAAGAGUACUUCCCAACAUUGAACUCAAAACAACAACAAGGCGCUGAACCCACUGGGCCAUGGGGUAGACGGAAACGAGACGAAGGUACGUUCGAAGAAGUGCGUAACAGAGGGGGAAGCAGAUCAUACGGUGUGCAAGAUUCGCAAGCUCAAGCGCCCAAACUUUCUCUGGAUAACAAAUACGGUGCCCUCUCGCAAGAUCAGAGCUGAAAGCAUCUUCUCUGAUUCAAUCAAAUGACAAACAAUCAAUAUUACGUCAUCGCCUCUCUCCGUUUCGUGGCCCAGCUGCGCUAUAAAAUACGUUUUCUAGGAUAGAACGCAACGAACGUGUAUCAUAGUAUACAUCACGAUCACGUACAUGCCCUAGUUUUCGAAAAGCCCAGGCUGUAAAUUGAUUUCGUUCGAUAAGAAUUUUGUCUGCCGUCAAAACCGUAUGCAUCACGAAUAAUGGGACGUUCAACGUUCUCGCGGAGGUUUAUUUUCAUACAGAGAUAUGCUCAAACAUUUAGCACCGACUUUUGUAUUUAAUUUUUUAACCGAUAUAUAUUGUACUCGACAAGAGAAAUACGGUUCGCGAGGCGCAGCGGAAGCUGAGAUAGGACGCUAGAAGAGGGUUUGCGCGGUCGCAUUAAUUUUGCGCACGGUGCUGUUUUCAUUUAGCGUGCAUGCUUUAGUGCCACGUUCGAUCGCUUUCGAAAUAUCGCAAAAAUAGAUUAGGGCACAUGGAUACUCAAACAUGACAAACCAGGAUGAGAAAAACGAAACGUGUAAAUGUGUAUACUUUACGUGAACGCGCAAGAGAAUAAUCUGUUAAGUUAAACGAUUGCAGCGAAAGAGAUCAAUCGAUCAUGAUCGAGGAACCUUUCGAAAAUAACGAUGACAUUGCUUGGACAGUUUUUUCAGAGCAAUCGUUUCGCUCAGCAGCGAUAUACGUCAACGAACACAAAAAAUGAAUAGGCGAAUUAAGAUAUAUGUAUGUAUAAAUAUAUAUGUAUAUGUUAAUUGAGAAUAACUGAAUUCCGGGGCUGGGCUUUGGAACGGCGUGAAACAUACAAUACGAGGAAAUAAAAAGAAAACGGAUAUACUGAUCAAAAAAAAAAAAUAUACGCGAAUAUAUAUAUAGAUAUAUAUCGGAAAACGGACAAGUACGAAAACUGAGAAAAACUUGAGAGGUGUAUACAAAAAGUAACAAGAGAGAGAGAGAGAGACAGAGACACACACGCGUAUCGAAUACUACAAUAUAUACAAAAGGAAGACGUAUGUACGCUUUUGUUGACGCUUGUUUAAUUAUUUUUGUUAAUUUAGAGAUUUCUGUCGUGAAAAAAAGGAUAAUGGAAGCUCUAGGAGUUGAUAAUGGUGGGGUUCUCCUGUGUGUGAUCAGGAACUCGGGGUGCUAGCGCUGUUAUUUUUGAAAAAAAAAAGGUACGAAUAAAAGCUUGAGAAGCGAAGUGAAACACGAGCCAUAUAUACACAGAAGCGUGGAAGAGAAAAAAAAAUGGAGCCUUGUAUAGUGAACGAUAUAAAAAGAAAAAAUAUGUGAUUAUUUAUAAUAAAUUUCCUAGGACAACGUACACGUACUGCCUUAAAAGCAUUUUAAUUUUCGUGAACCACCCACGAUGCGUGUCGGUGAUCUCGCGGCUAGUUCUGGAACACGCGAAAUGGAGUGCAUACUCGAACGAGAGUAAAUAGUCAGUUGUCCUAUCUCGAAGAUUAAAGAGACGUUUCACGGGCAUUUCCACGUAGACCAUUACGGAAAGUUAUGCUAUUCGGUUGGCCAAUUACUUCGUUCAUUUUUCAAUGAAGUGAAAACUCGAGUACCGUACACACGUAGUACUGUGUACGAUUGAUGGCUAGGGUUAUACCAAGAUGAUAAAAAAAAGCCUGAAGAGAUUAACUGACAUAACGAACAAAAAUAUUUUACAUAUUAUUUUUCUUUCAAUGAACGAAUUGGUUGACCGACUUCGAUAAAACUAGAAAUCGCCAACCUGUAAUUUUUCGGGCGGUUUCAUCCAACUCUCUGAAAAGUUGGGUGAAGAAGGAAUGAGGUUGACGAUCUCUGAUCGUAAUUAAUGAUCUAAUUCGGGGGGAAAUAAAUAAAAUCACGUGGCGACGUGUGUCUCUCGAAUGACAGCACCGAGUCAUCAGGAUGACACGUGGACUUCGCCUGCCUUUUUGUUACAGAAUAGAUUAAAUAAAAUAAUUUUUAUCGCGACUGUUAACCGAGAGAAAGCGAUAGAAUGACAGAGGAAGCGAGACUGCGCGGAAGAGAGUGGAAUACAGCGUGGCGAACGAUAAACUUAAUAAAUAAAAAAAAAAAAAAAAAUGAAAGAAAUUCACACACAGAAA